CUUCAGUUGCACUCAAAAAAGAAAAUCCAGGCACCGAUUUUUUCUCUCUAGUGAUUGAGGUUUUUUUGUUUUUGGUUAAUUUUGCUUUGAAUUUAAGGAUUUUCGUGCAGAGAUCUUGUGAGAUGGUUCUUGUAGCUGUUCAAAUUUUGAGCUCAAGGAAGUGUGGAUUAGGUCUGUUUAGUUGCUAGCAAAACUCGGUGCAGAAUCUCCAGAAAGGAGUAGUGAUCGGUUGUUUUAUUGAAGAGACAUGGCGCAGCAGAGUAAUUGGGAAGCAGAUAAGAUGCUUGAUGUAUAUAUUCAUGAUUAUUUGCUGAAGAGAAAAUUGCAUAAUUCUGCGAAAGCUUUUAUGGCGGAAGGGAAGGUUGCCACUGAUCCAGUAGCAAUUGAUGCACCUGGAGGAUUUCUGUUUGAAUGGUGGUCUGUUUUCUGGGAUAUUUUUAUAGCAAGGACCAAUGAAAAACAUUCUGAUGCUGCUGCGGCAUAUAUAGAGGCACAACAAAGUAAGACAAGGGAGCAACAACAGAUGCAAAUGCAGCAAUUGCAACUUAUGCAGCAUCGCAAUGCUCAGAUGCAGCGAAGGGAUCCUAGUCAUCCAGCUCUUUCUAGUUCUCUAAAUGCUAUGAACCCUGAAGGGAUGAUGGGGCAGCCAUCAGCCAGUGUAUUGGCUAUGAAAAUGUAUGAAGAACGUAUGAAACACCCUCACUCUAUGGACUCUGAGACAUCACCAGCUCUAAUUGAUGCCAAUAGGCUGUCCCUGCUUAAAUCACCAACUGUUCAACAAGGCCAGCUAGCACAGGGUAAUUCUGGGAACAUGUCGGCUUUGCAGCAAAUCCAGGCUCGAACUCCACUGAUAACUGACAUCAAAAGUGAGAUUAAUUUGGGCCCAACUCAGAAAAGUUUGCCUAUGGAUCCCUCAUCGAUCUGUGGACAAGCAAUUUUGCAAUCAAAGUCUGGUCUAGGUGGAGCAGGACUAAAUCAAGGUGUCACUGGUCUUCCUCCGUUGAAGGGCUGGCCACUAACUGGAAUCGAGCAUUUACGGCCAAGUUUGGGUGGACAAAUGCAGAAGCCUAAUCUGCAGACUCAAAAUCAGUUUCUUUUGGCUUCACAACAACAGCAGGUCAUGACACAGGCUCAAGCACAAGGCAACCUUGGAAAUUCAGCUAACUAUGGCGACUUGGAUCCACGAAGGCUAAAUCAGUUGCCUAGGAGUAGCUUGAAUGCAAAAGAUGGCCAAUCCACGAGAAAUGAUGGGUCUAUAUGUUCUCCAGUUCAAUCAAGUUCACCAAAGAUGAAGAUGACCCAGAUGCAGCACCCUUCAUCUCAACAGCAGGAGCAAUUGCAGCAGCAGCAGGUUGUAGUCGUUCAGAAGCUGCAGACUAACAGGAAAAGGAAGCAACACUCCUCUUCUGGACCUGCUAACAGCACCUGUACAGGAAAUACCGUGGGUCCAUCACCCAACUCUCCUCCAUCAACUCAUACCCCUGGUGAUGGAAUGCCAACAACCAGUAAUUUUCAGCAUGCUAAAAGUGUGCCAAAAAGCUUGAUGAUGUAUGGUCCAGAGGGGACAGGAAGUCUUGCAUCAUCUUCCAAUAUACUGGAAGACAUGGAUCGUUUUGGAGAUAUUGCUGCUCUAGAUGAUAGUAUGGAACAGUUUCUUGCACCCGAUGGAGAUGGAAGGGACUUGUAUGGAACAGUAAAGCAAAGUCUCAGUGAGAACCAAAAGGAGUCUUCUAAAGGUUUUACUUUUGGUGAGGUUGGCUGCAUACGGACAAGAAAUAGCAAGGUCACUUGCUGUCAUUUUUCUUCAGAUGGAAAGUUGCUGGCCAGUGCUGGACAUGACAAGAAGGUUGUCCUGUGGAACAUGGAUAACCUGCAAACAGAGAACACCACUGAAGAGCAUAAAUUAGUCAUCACAGAUGUUCGUUUUAGGCCAAAUUCGUCUCAGUUGGCUACAUCUUCAUGUGAUAAAUCUGUGCGAUUAUGGGAUGCAAACAAUCCGAGCUAUUGUUUGCAUGAGUAUACAGGGCAUAGUUCACCUAUCAUGUCUCUGGACUUCCACCCCAAGAAAACUGAUCUUUUCUGUUUUAGUGACUGUGACAACGAAAUUCGAUAUUGGAACAUCAAUCCAUUCGCAAGUGUUCGUGUCUCUAAGGGAGGCAAUGCACAAGUGAGAUUUCAAGCUAGAGUUGGACAUCUACUAGCUGCAGCAUCAGAUAAAGUGGUGACCAUCUUUGAUGUCGAAACUGAUAGGCAGAUUCACUCAUUCCAGGGGCAUUCUGAAAUGGUAAACUACAUAUGCUGGGAUUCAACUGGAGAUAUUUUGGCUUCGGUUAGUCAGAACUUGGUGAAGAUUUGGUCGAUGGCCUCAAGGGAGUGCAUUCAAGAGCUCAGUUCCAAUGGGAACCGGUUUCAUUCUUGUGUUUUCCAUCCAAGUUACUCCACUCUCUUGGUUAUUGGAGGAAUCUCAUCAUUGGAGCUAUGGAACAUGGCCGAGAAUAAGAGCAUGACAAUCCCGGGGCACGAGAACAUAAUCGCAGCCCUGGCACAGUCACCCGUCACUGGGAUGGUUGCUUCUGCAAGCCAUGACAGCACUGUCAAGUUAUGGAAAUAAAUCCAGAAUGUGGCCGCAUGGUGAUCAGUCGGUGCUGCUCUCACUUACAUGUAGAUCCUAAAGCUAGCAGUCACAUGGUGGUUAGAUCACUUGUAUAAUUUUUUUCUUUUCAACUGCUACACAGCAUAUAAGUGUUGCUUAUAGGAUGGUUUUUUUCAUCGUUAAAAGUAAUAGAGCACGAAGCAAGUAAUUAAGCUAGUAAACCUAAGAAAAUAGUUCUAGGAAAAAAAAAUCCCGAGAAAUGUUUUAUUCAUAGCUUAAUGAAUACAUAAAUAGGUAGCGCCUGAAUAUAAAUGAA
Populus euphratica (Euphrates poplar) is the source of this 2909-nucleotide messenger RNA. Its product is annotated as transcriptional corepressor LEUNIG-like. The record is from RefSeq and is a predicted model, not a curated record. The transcript has 18 exons. NCBI's taxonomy places the organism in Eukaryota, Viridiplantae, Streptophyta, Magnoliopsida, Malpighiales, Salicaceae. Bases 248 to 2611 code for a protein of 787 amino acids. Gene Ontology annotation, molecular function: protein binding; transcription corepressor activity.